Molecule: messenger RNA, 1083 nt
Organism: Dothidotthia symphoricarpi CBS 119687
Lineage: Eukaryota; Fungi; Ascomycota; Dothideomycetes; Pleosporales; Dothidotthiaceae
Product: tRNA pseudouridine synthase B
Exons: 2
Coding region: 1-1083 (360 amino acids)
Biological process (GO): tRNA modification; mRNA pseudouridine synthesis
Cellular component (GO): mitochondrion
Molecular function (GO): RNA binding; pseudouridine synthase activity
Source: RefSeq, a predicted model, not a curated record
AUGGAGUCAUACAAAGGAAUAGUCCUGGAAGGUGUUUUUGCUGUCGCUAAGCCGGCUCACACUUCUUCAGCAGAGGUGCUCGAGAAACUGCAGACAGCCUUCGCAUCAUCAAAACUUCUUGCACCUCUUCUACAUUCACAACCUAAAAGACCCAGUAAAAGUGAUGAUCAGCUCUUUAGGAUGGGCCAUGGAGGAACCUUGGAUCCGUUGGCAGCAGGUGUUCUGAUCGUAGGUGUUGGGAGGGGAACGAAACAUCUUCAACAGUACCUGGCUUGCAACAAGACUUACGAAACCAUCAUCUCAUUUGGUGCAAGUACUGAUACGUAUGAUUGUACUGGUGUCAUCGUAGAGCAAGCCCAUCCCACACAUGUCACAAAGGCUCUCGUGGAAGACAAACUUGCGCUGUUCCGGGGAGUCAUUACGCAAGCUCCACCCAUCUAUUCUGCGUUGAAAAUCGAUGGAAAAAAGGCCUGUGAGUAUGCGCGCGAAGGCAAAGAGCUACCGCGACAGCUCGCGAGCAGAGAAAUGCGCGUCGAUGAGUGCACGCUGCUCGAAUGGCAUGACCCUACCCAACAUAACUUUCUUUGGCCUGGCCGUGAAGGAGCUGCUCCAGUCCCUGCAGUGAAGAUAAGACUUACAGUAAGCUCUGGCUUCUACGUACGUAGCUUUGCACAUGACCUUGGGCUUGCUUGUGGAACCCAUUCGCAUAUGACUUCGUUGCUUCGGACACGACAGGCAACCUUCACGUUGAACGAUCCACCAGAAUGUCCGGAUUUGGUGCCUGCACUGACGUAUGAGGAGUUGAACGCUGGUCAACAUAUCUGGGAGGCCAAACUUCAGCCGCAGCUCGACAGAUGGAUUAAAGCAAACCUACCCGUCGAGGGUCACAUCAAUGGCAGAAGCAUGGACACUAGGCGUGCCCUCGCCGAAGAGAAGGUCAACAGGCCCAAACAACGAUUUCGAGGCGAGUGGGUUGCGGAUACGAAACAAGAGCGGAUCAAGCAGCAAGGCGGCAAGUUCAAGGGUAAAUGGAGUCGAAAGCCAGCUACAAACAACACACAUGUCGAUGCGACACCGUACUAG